Molecule: messenger RNA, 705 nt
Organism: Orbilia oligospora ATCC 24927
Lineage: Eukaryota; Fungi; Ascomycota; Orbiliomycetes; Orbiliales; Orbiliaceae
Exons: 5
Coding region: 1-705 (234 amino acids)
Biological process (GO): meiotic cell cycle; regulation of synaptonemal complex assembly
Source: RefSeq, a predicted model, not a curated record
AUGUCUAUAGAUCAUGAUGAGGUUUUACUUGCGGAAUCAGUAUUGAGCAAUGCUGCGAAGUAUAUCGACGACCUGUCGAAAAAUACAACACCUCUCCUGGUGGAUGAGGAGGGAGAGAGAAUCAACUUGGAAUGCGAGUUUCUGGUGCAAAGGAUCGAACUAAGUUUCCUCCAACAUAAUGUCAACGCCGCCGAACUCAUGUGCAACAAUGCCAUGGAACGGUUUUCUCGGGACGAGAGUGCGGCAAGUAGACUUGAACCUAGGAUUAGAGAAUCGCUAGGGAAGGUCUUGUACAAAAUUGGUAAGGAUAUGGUGAAGCGAGCGAACCUCACGAAUGGAGUGGAGUGGCUGGCAAGAGCUUUGGAGAUCGUCGAUCCAAAGUAUGUUGGGUCAGAACGGUUUGCAGCUGAACUAAGGUUUGGGAUCAUGCAAAAUCUUGUUCAAACUAGUUUGAAGACACAAGUACCAAAUGAUCUUCGAAAGGCAGAGGAAGUGAUGGAAGUGAUGGUCAAUGAAUGGCCUGAAAGACUGAAUGUCCACUGCUUAGGGCUCGAUGCCAUAGUUGCACAGGAACUCGGAGCCGAAGCAUAUCAUGCCGGUAAGCUCAUCAAGUUUGGGCCGACUGAAGCAGGGAUCCUUGACGAUGCUGAUCAUUAUUGCUUCUCCAGCUCUCAUGAAGAUGAUGUCCAGAAUAGCUCUAUCUGA